Molecule: messenger RNA, 13520 nt
Organism: Rhincodon typus (whale shark)
Lineage: Eukaryota; Metazoa; Chordata; Chondrichthyes; Orectolobiformes; Rhincodontidae
Gene: macf1a
Product: microtubule actin crosslinking factor 1a
Exons: 66
Coding region: 1-12570 (4189 amino acids)
Biological process (GO): wound healing; regulation of microtubule-based process; regulation of focal adhesion assembly
Cellular component (GO): intermediate filament; cytoplasm; microtubule
Molecular function (GO): cadherin binding; microtubule binding; calcium ion binding
Source: RefSeq, a predicted model, not a curated record
AUGGUCAUUAAUGAAGUAGCACUAGAUGGUUUUCUUAUGUAUAGUAAACAACAAUGCCUGAAACAUGAUGAGAAUCUCGUCCGUUACCUUUCUCUUGUACUGGAUGUUGAGGUCAGACUGAAGCAGCAGCAAUCACCUGGUACUGACCUAGCUGUGCUUCGUGAACAGUUCCACUCGGCAGAGAAUUUCGAAGUAGAAUUGGAGGAACUAUCAAUCCUGAUUGAACAGGAGCUGGCAUCAGUAAAUAAAAUACUUGAAGGAUGCACACAACAUGUGCCUGAACAGUUACUGAAAGCACUUGAGAAAGACUCAAAAAACCUGCAAAAAUCAUUUGCCUCUGUUCGUGAAGUGUCAAAAACCUGGCAUGGAACUCUGACAAACAUGUUGGCAACUGAAAAAAAUAAAGUCAUCACUGAAUAUGAUCAGCUUCAAAAGAAACAAGGAACACUUAUGGACUUGUUAAUUCAAACCACACAAACUGUGUAUAUGAUAGAAUCUGAGACAUCAAAAGAUGUGAUGGCCUUAAAACAGAGUCUGCAGCAAUAUAAGGAACUGAAACAGUCACUGUCGCACAUUAAAGCAGAUAUUGAUGAUUCAGCUUUUGAUAUUCAAUACUUUAUUUCUGAACGUGCCCAAGACCUAACCCCUCAACAAAGCAGGCAAUUGCUUAGACUAUUAAAUGAACUACAGCGAUCAUUCAGGGAAACAUCUGAAAAAGUUUUGGAGCAAAUAGAAGCAUUAGAUCUUCACCUUCAGGAUAAAGAGUCCAUGGAGUUCAAGAAGGCACAGCAAGAGCAACAAGAGGAAUGUAGGCAGAAACUGGAUGAACUCACGACAUGGCUGGCUCGGACGGCUAGCAGAGUAGCCUGUCACCAGGUGGCAGUUGGUGAGAGUGAUCUGCCAGCACUUCGUCAGCAGCAGAGUGCAAUUCAGGCUUUGCAAGAAGAUGUGCAAUCACGUGCUUCUGUGGUAGAGGAUGUAAACAAAGCCACACAACGUCUGUUGGAAAAUCAAGGCAAGCUGGAUUCUGAUGGACUAGCAGCAGUUGAAACAAAAUUGAUGAAAGUAAAGGCUCAGCACCAAGUCUUGUGUCAAAGUACUGAGACACUUCAGAAGCAAGUAGGCAAUGCCUUAACAAAAGCUAUCCAGCAAGAAACUGAGAAGGCUCAAGCGGCCAAAGAAUUUGAAGAAAACAAGGGUAAAAUAGAUGGCCUUUUAGGGUGGCUCUCAGCCAGGCAACAGCAGGCAGAAUCAUGUUCCCGACCUGUACUGCUUCAGGAAGAACUAAGCUUAAAGCCUGAUGGUGAUGAAUUGGAUACACUAAAAAAUGAUUUACAGCUACAAGGCCCGAAUGAUGUAACACAUACUGUGGCUGAGAUGGGUGUAAGACUAAACCAGCAGCAGCAGGCAUUAAAGGUCAGUCAUGAAAACUUGUUAUCGCAACAGCAAGCUUUCCUAUUAGCAACACAGUCAGCUCAAUCCUUCCUGGACAAGCAUAGCCAUAACCUUUCACCAGAACAGAGCGAGCAACUGCAGAAUAGUCUGAAUGAGUUGAAGAUACAGUAUGAAACAGCAGUUUUGCAGGCAGAAACUCAACUGAAACAUGUGCAAGCCCUGCAGGAAGAACUCCAAAAAUUUCUAAAAGAUCAUGGUGAGUUUGAGGCCUGGCUAAUCCAAUCUGAAAAUGAACUUGAAGAGAUAAAAAUUGGAGAAAUGGACAACGACUUAUUAGAAAUCAGACUGCAGAGACAGAAGAGUUUCUCUGAGGAUAUUAUUUCUCAUAAAGGGGAUUUAAGAUAUAUCACAAUCUCUGGGCAAAAGGUUCUGGACAUUGCAGAUGUCUUUGCUGAAACCAAUACAAAUGAAAAUUUUAAAACCCCAAUCGAUCCUUCUGUUACCAGCGCACUAGUGAAGAACAAGUUGGAAGAUGCCAAAAGUCGUUACAACACACUUCAUUCCAAAUGCAAUGAACUUGGCUGUCACCUGACGAAUAUGUUGGAAAAAUACCAACAUUUCCAAGAUGUUGCCAAUGGUUUGGAUGUGUGGUUGGAGAACUCUGAGACAACUGGGGAUGAACUUCUGUCAGAAACCAUUUCUUCUGAUCCACAAAGCCUGCAGCUGCAGCUUGAGAGUAUCAAGGUGCUUCAGGAAGACUUAGCAGAACACCAAAUCAGUGUGGAAAAGUUGCAGCAAGCAGCAAAAUCAUUACUGUCCUUGGAUGAUGACCUCAUUCUAAACCACAAUCAAAUUCAACAAAGAACAGGUUCUGUCACACAGAGGUAUAAAAACCUAUCCGAGAUGGUAUCCGAGCACAGUAAGAAGGUGCAGAUAUCAAUUUCUCAGUCCCAAAAUGUUCAGGAAGGCUUGGAUAACUUACUGGACUGGUUGGAAGACAUUGAAAAAAAUUUGAAAAAUCAGGAUACUUUGUUGACUUCAUGUGCUGCAGUCCAGGAUACCCUUGCCCAAAAUACUAAAUUAAAACAGGAUAUCGCUAGCCAUCAAAGCAGCAUCAACACAAUACAGGAAAUGGUUUGUGGUUUCAUUGAAAAUGCAGAUGGAGCAACUGCUUCCUCACUCCAAGAGAAACUUGACCAGCUAAAAAGCCAAUUGGGAGCAGUAUGCAAUGACCAGCAGGAGAAGGAAGAGAAGUUGAGAAAGCUGCUUCCCAAAAUGGAGCAGUUUGAGAAAUUGGUGCAGGACGUGGGACAGUUCAUGGAAAGUAAAUCACAAAGCCUGGCAGCUAGAGCAGAUCCAAAUAAAGACAUUGCUUAUUUUUCACAGCAAAUACUGGAGGAGAGUGAAGAAAUGGUAAAGCAAAGAGAAAAUCUGCAGACUCUACAACAACUGGCAGAGGAGCUGACAAUAUCUGGCAAUUUGACAGACAAGAAUCAGCUUGCAGAAACUGUCAAAAACCUAACAAGAAGUUACAAACAUUUAGAGCAAGAUGUUAAGAAGAGGGAAGAAGAAGCACUAUCCUGCCAGCAACACCUGAAUGAAUUCACAUGUCUGGUAGAGUCAGUUAAAAAAUGGUUAAAGGAAACAGAAGCUAGUGUGCCAGCUUUUGAAUCUGCGCUUGAUACAGAUGUGCUGGAGAAACAGAUCCAACAAGUAAAGAUCCUGUUGGAGGACUGGUCAUCAAAAUCUUCACAUGUGCAAGAAAUAAAUCAUAAAGGAACCCAGUUAGAAAGUCUCAUCAUGGAGAUAACAUCACCUGAUACUUCCCUAUUGUCCAGUAAAACAGGUUCUGUAAUGAUGAAUGGUGGAGUGACUGCACCUAGUAUGAAUGGGUACCACCGAAACAAAGAUCUUGCAGAAAUUCAACAAAGUGUCUCUGAUGUGAACCAUGAUUAUAAGACCCUUGGAAAUGUACUAGAGGAAUGUCAGGACCACCUUCAGGCCACAAUUCGGCAAAUGCAAGAGGUUCAAGAAGAAACCAAUUCUGUUAUGAAAUGGCUAGAGUUAAAAGAGCAUUCUUUGACCAGCUUGAAUUCAUCACCGGCUAAAGCUCAAGCUAUGAAAACACAAGUAGAGCAAAACAAGGCAUUUCUUGUUGAGCUUGAACAGAAUUCUGGAAAAGUUGAGAAGCUGAAAGAGACUUUACAUGACUUAUUGAAAAAAAAUCCAGACUCGCCAGAAGCAAAGAAGUUAACAGAAGUGCUAGAACAAAUAGAGUCAAAGUGGACUCGUGCCAAUCAGACAGUAACUGAAAGACAACAAAAACUUGAGGAAUCAGCCAACCUGCUCUCAAGUUUCCAGAAUACAGAAUCACAGCUCAGUCCAUGGCUAUCAGAGAAGGAGUUAAUGAUGAGUGUACUGGGUCCUCUAUCAAUUGAUCCAAAUAUGCUGCGUGCUCAGAAACAACAAGUACAGUUUAUGUUGAAAGAAUUUGAGACUCGUAAACCCCAGUAUGAGCAACUAAACAAAGCAGCAGAAGGCAUACUGUGUGCAUCUGGAGAUGUAUCUCCUCCUGACAGCCAGCUGAGCGAUCAGCACAAAGCUAUUAAUGACAAAUGGAAUAAACUUACCAAUCAGCUCAGCAGUCGUUCAAGUCAAAUUGAUCAAGCCAUAGCCAAGAGUACAGAGUACCAAGAGCUACUGCAGCAGCUCACUGACAAAGUCAAGAUUCUCUGUGAUAAACUAAACAACCAGGCUGUGAUUAGUACUCAGCCAGAUGUUGUCAAACAGCAACUUGAAGAAACCAGUGAAAUUCGCUCAGAUUUGGAACAGCAAAAGGAGCAGAUUGAACAGGCACAGAUUCUCUGUGAUAACCUGUCUUCUCUCGUCGGUGAACAGUAUUUAAAGGAUGAGCUUCGGAAGCGCCUAGAAGCAGUUGUAACGCCAUUUAAUAGUCUUGUAGAGAGAGCAGGUGAUCGGAUAAACCAACUUCAGACAAUUCUGGCCAGUUCUCAGCAGUUCCAACAAACCUUUGAUGAACUCAAGCUGUGGCUAGAUGAUAAAUGUAGUGAACAUGCUCAAAGGUCUCCUGUGUCUGCAAACCUUGAUAUUUUACAGUCUCAGAUAAGUGAGCAGGAAGAGUUCCAAAAGAGCCUGAAUCAGCAUUCAGGCUCGUAUGACAUGAUUCUUUCUGAAGGAGAGGCUCUAUUUCGAAGUGCCCAACCUGGGGAAGAAAAAAUGAUCCUUCAGAGUCAGUUGUCAUCUCUUAAAGGACAAUGGAAUAAUCUCACCAAACUGGUUACAAGCAGACAUUCUAAACUUAAAGACUGCCUGCAGAAAGCACAAAAGUACAGACAGUAUGUGGAAGACUUGCUUCCAUGGAUUGAAGAUUGUGAAUUUAAAAUUAAAGAACUGGUGAUCACUGUUGAUCCAGGACAACUCAACUCCUCUUUAGCUAAUGCUAAAGAUCUGCAUCAUGAUGUGGAGAAACACCAUUCCCUGCUGGAAAUAAUGAAUACUGCUGCUGAUAUUCUUGUUGAGUCUUGUCAGGUCAAUGAAGAUGAUAUUAGGGAUGAAAAAGCAGGUAUAAAUCAAAGAAUGGACCUUAUUACAGAGCAUCUUCAAACCAAGAGUGAAUCAAUCGAGGAAAUGGCUCAAAGGCUAAAGGAGUUUCAGGAUUCCCUGAAAAACAUUCAGAAGAAACUUGAUGGUACAAAGCAACAGCUUGAAAUAUAUGAUGCUCUUGGACCCCAAGCCUAUAGUAAUAAGAACUUGGAAAAGCUAAGGACACGGCAGGAAUCUUUGCAAAUGUUAGAGCCACAAGUAGAGUACCUGAGAGACCUUGCCCAAGGACUAGCAGAAGAUGCCCCUGAUGGUGCAGAUUCAUCACAGCUUCUACAGCAAGCAGAAGUAGUUCAACAAGAAUAUAGUGAUGUAAAACAGAGAGUGGAUGAAAGCUGUUUAUCAAUGGAAAACAAACUUCAAGGAAUUGGACGUUUCCAGAGCCGUGUACGGGAGAUGUUUUCGUACCUUGCAGACCUGGAUGAUGAACUGGACAGCAUGAGUCCUGUUGGCAGAGAUUUAGAUAGCCUGCAAUCUCAGAUUGAUGAUAUUAAGCAAUUCAUGGACAAACUUAAAGAAUUAAAGAAAGAUAUUGAAACUUCAGAAAAAGAAUGCAAGCAGAUGCUAGAAAUAGAAGGCAGUCCAGACUUACAGGGCCUGAAACGAGAGCUUGAAGCCUUGAACAAACAGUGUGGUAAACUACUGGAACGAGGGAGGAAUAGACAAGAGCAAGUAGAGAUGACUGUUUCACGAGUUGAAGAUUUCUAUGAAAAACUCAAAGAACUGAAUAGCCUCCUAACUAAAACAGAAGAGGGUGAAGAAUUGCAAGGGAUGGUGGGAGCAGAAGUUGAUGUUAUCAAUCAGCAAUUGGGAGACUUUAAGACAUUCCAGAAAGUUCAAGUGGAUCCCAUUCAGUACAAACUUCAGCAGGCUAAUGCAGUGGGGCAGGGUCUUAUUCAGAGUGCUGCAAAGAAUGCCAACACCCAAGGACUUGAACAUGAUCUGGAUGAGACAAAUACCAGAUGGAACACACUCAAUAAAAAGGUGGCAGAACGUAUAUCCCAAUUGCAAGAAGCACUGUUGCACCGUGGAAAAUUCCAGGAUGCUUUGGAGCCUUUGUUGAGCUGGCUUACAGAUACUGAAGAACUGAUUGCUAAUCAAAAGCCUCCAUCAGCUGAAUACAAAGUAGUGAAGGCACAAAUUCAAGAACAGAAGCUGCUGCAAAGACUACUAGAUGAUCGCAAAUCAACAGUGGAAAUUAUUGAGGCAGAAGGAGAAAGGAUAGCAGAAUCAGCAGAAACAGCUGAAAAAGAGAAGAUACAAAAACAACUACAGAGCCUGAGAGAGAGAUGGGACAAUUUGCUCAGCAAGGCCAUUGCAAGGCAGAGUCAGUUAGAGAAUAUAUUAGUCAUUGCAAAACAGUUCCAUGAGACAGUAGAGCCCUUGAAUGAGUGGCUGACCAGCAAGGAGAAGAAAUUGGCAAACUCUGAACCUGUAGGAACUCAAACUUCUAAAAUCCAGCAGCAAAUUACACGCCAUAAGGCCUUGCAGGACGACAUCACAAACCAAAGCCAGAACAUCCAGCAGGCUGUCAGUGUUGGCCAGUUUCUUAUGACGUUAAGUGCAAAAGCAGACCAGAAGAUGGUAGAGGACAAGUUGGAGUCUGUCCAGACUCAGUAUAGGGAGAUUAGGGACAGGUGCAGCCGAAAGGCAGACCUGCUCCAGCAAGCCCUUGCCAAUGCCAAGAUCUUUGGAGAGGAAGAGGUGGAGGUGUUGAAUUGGCUGGCUGACAUUCAGGACAAGCUCAGUCUGGUGACCGUCAAAGAUUACAAAUCUGACAUCCUGCAUAAACAACACACAGAUCAGCUGGCUUUGAAUGAUGACAUUAUAUCCCGGAAGAAGAAUGUAGAUCAAGCCAUUAAAAAUGGACAGGCCCUACUUAAACAAACAACAGGUGAAGAAGUGAUUAUAAUUCAGGAGAAGUUGGAUGGUAUCAAGACCCGUUAUGCAGAAAUUACUGCUUCCAGUUCCCGGGCACUGAAAACAUUAGAACAGGUUCUGCAGCUUGCCACAAAAUUUCAGGCUUUUAAUGAAGAACUGUGUGGCUGGCUUGAUUUAGUAGAGGCCGAGCUUGCUGCAGGCACUCCACAGUCACCAGUUGGAGAACAGAUUCCACAGGUUCAUGAGAGACAGAAGGAGUUGAAGAAGGAGGUGAUGGAGUACAGGCUGGUUCUGGACACUGUUAAUGAAGUGAGCAAUGCAUUACUAGAACUGGUGCCAUGGAGAGCACGAGAAGGUCUGGAUCGCCAGGUGGCAGAAGCCAAUGAGCGAUACAAAACUGUGAGUGACACUGUGACACAGAAAGUUGAAGCAAUCGAUGCUGCCAUUCAGAGAUCACAACAGUAUGAGCAGGCUGCUGACUCCGAGCUUACCUGGGUGGCAGAAACCAUGCGAAAGUUGACAGCCCUGGGCCCAAUAAGGCUCGAACAAGAUCAGACAACAGCUCAACUUCAGGUGCAGAAGGCCUUUUCAAUAGACAUCAUAAGGCACAAGGAUUCAAUAGAUGAAUUGUUAAACACUCAAGAAGAAAUUCUAAGUACCUGUGGUGACGAGCAGAAAACAACGUUGCAGGAGAAAAUGGAGUUGUUGCAGCAACAGUACGAGACAGUCAGUCUAAUGAACACUGAAAGGUACUCCCAAUUGGAGCGGGCUCAAGUCCUUAUUAACCAAUUCUGGGAAACACAUGAGGAACUGUGCCCUUGGCUUGAUGAGACCAGAAGCCUGAUAUCACAACUCCCACCACCAGCUGUUGAUCAUGAGAUGCUGAAACUACAGCAGGAAGAAAUGAGGCAACUCCGUGAAUCAAUCUCUGAACACAAGCCUCAUAUUGAUAAAUUGAUGAAGAUUGGCCCUCAGUUGAUGGUGUUGAAUUCUGAUGAGGGUAAAAUGGUUCAUGAAAAAUACACCACAGCUGAAGAACUUUAUGCUAAAAUAAAGCAGGAUGCGAGACAGCGGGCUUUGGCUUUGGAUGAAGCAAUUUCUCAGUCUGCUCAGCAUGCUGAGUUCCAUGAUAAGAUUGAUCCGAUGUUAGAGUCUCUGGAACACGUUGUUGAUCGGAUGCGGAUGCCACCAUCAAUACCAGCUGAAGUUGAGAAAAUCAAAGAGCACAUCAAUGAGAACAAAAAUAUUGCAAUGGAGCUUGAAAAACUUCAGCCAUCUUUUGAAGCUCUUAAACGUCGUGGUGAGGAACUGAUUGGACGGUCAUCUGGAGCAGAUGAAGAUCCUGCAGCUAAAGCCAUUCAAGACAAAUUGGAUGAGAUGGUAUUUUACUGGGAAGAUAUCAAAAGUCGUGGUGAAGAGAGAGAGAUUAAACUUCUGGAUGUGCUUGAUCUGGCUGAAAAGUUCUGGUGUGACAUGGCUGCCUUGCUGACCACCAUUAAGGACACACAGGACAUAGUGAGAGACCUGGAGAGUCCUGGUAUUGACCCCUCAAUCAUUAAACAACAGCAAGAGGCGGCAGAGACAAUUAAAGAGGAGACAGAUGGACUCCAUGAAGAGCUGGAAUUUGUACGAAUCCUGGGAGCGGAUCUCAUCUUUGCUUGUGGAGAAUUUGAAAAACCAGAAGUAAAGAAAAGUAUAGAUGAGCUCAAUUAUGCAUGGGAUAACCUGAACAAAGCAUGGAAAGAGCGGAUGGACAAACUGGGUGAGGUCAUGCAGGCAGCUGUGCAAUACCAAGAUUCACUGCAAGCAAUGUUUGACUGGCUGGAUAAUACUGUGAUAAAACUUGGCGAGAUGUCUCCAGUUGGCACAGACAUCAACACUGUGAAACAACAAAUAAACGAAAUGAAGGAGUUUAAAAUGGAGGUUUAUCAGCAGCAAAUAGAGAUGGAAAAAUUGAACCACCAGGGGGAGCUACUGCUUAAGAGAGCCUCAGAUGAAACGGACCGUGACGUAAUUCAGCAGCCACUGACUGAGCUCAAACACCUCUGGGAAGAUUUGGGAGAAAAGAUUAUUCACAGACAGCAUAAGGUAGAGGGUGCCCUACUGGCACUAGGUCAGUUUCAACAUGCACUGGCUGAACUUAUGACCUGGUUGAAUCAUACAGAGGAGCUACUGGAUGGACAAAAGCCAAUUACUGGGGAUCCAAAAGCCAUUGAAAUUGAACUUGCCAAGCAUCAUGUAUUGAAGAAUGAUGUUCUUGCCCACAAGUCAACGGUCGACACUGUAAAUAAAGCUGGGAAUGAACUUCUGGAGUCAAGUGCAGGGGAGGAUGCCAGCAACCUAAAGCGUCGAUUAGAUAAGUUAAAUCAGAGCUGGCAGUCACUGCUUCGGAAAACUGAAGGAAGAGAACAACAACUGGAAGCUGCUCUCCAGCAGGCUGAAGGUUUUCAUGGCGAGAUUGAAGACUUCUUGCAGUGGCUGAGUCGAGUUGAGAAUCAGUUGGCAGCAUCUAAAUCCACUGGCGGUUUACCUGAGACAGCCAGAGAACAACUGAAUGUCCACUUGGAACUCUACAAGGAAUUUUAUGCUAAUGAGGAAGCAUACAAGAACUUGCUCGAGAAAGGCCGGCUGUUGCUGAGUGCUCGUGAUGAUGCUGCAGGAUCAAAUGUUGAGCAGUGCGUCAUGUUAUUAGAACAGAAGUGGCAAUUGAUGAGCGCAAAGAUAGAGGAAAAGAAGACCAAGCUAGAAGAUGCUCUCAACCUUGCAACAGACUUUCAGAAUUCCUUGCAAGAUUUCAUUAACUGGCUUACUCAAGCAGAGCAAAGUCUGAACAUUGCGGCUCCUCCUAGUCUUAUAGCUGAUACAGUACUUUUCCAGAUAGAUGAACAUAAGAUAUUUGCUAAUGAAGUUAAUUCUCAUCGUGACCAAAUCAUUGACCUGGAUAAAACUGGAAAUCAGUUAAAAUUUCUCUGCCAAAAACAGGACGUGGUUCUGAUUAAAAACUUGCUGUUUAGUGUACAAUCACGUUGGGAGAAAGUGGUACAGCGUUCUGUUGAGAGAGGAAGAGCACUUGAUGAAGCCAGAAAACGUGCAAAGCAGUUCUUUGAAGCCUGGAAGAAGUUAAUUGACUGGCUAGAGGAGGCAGAAAACAACUUGGACUGUGAUCUUGAAAUUUCCAAUGAUCCAGAUAAAAUAAAACUGCAACUGUCAAAGCACAAGGAAUUCCAAAAAACUCUGGGUGGGAAACAACCAGUGUAUGACACCACAAUCCGCAUGGGCCGCUCCAUGAAAGAUAAAGCUUCACUUACAGAUGACUGUCAGAAACUGGAUAACCUGCUGGGCGAAGUGCGAGAUAAGUGGGACACUGUCUGUGGCAAAUCUGUUGAGAGGCAGCACAAGUUGGAGGAGGCACUUCUGUUUUCAGGACAGUUUACUGAUGCACUCCAGGCUCUAGUUGAUUGGCUAUACAAGGUUGAGCCACAAUUGGCUGAGGAUCAGCCUGUCCAUGGAGACCUAGAUCUCGUGAUGAAUUUGAUGGAUGCUCACAAGGUUUUCCAAAAAGAACUCGGUAAGCGCACCAGUAGUGUACAGGUCCUAAAACGGUCAGCUCGUGAAUUGAUUGAGAAUAGUCGUGAUGAUACAACUUGGGUGAAAGUUCAGCUGCAGGAACUGAGCAUACGCUGGGACACGGUCUGCAAACUGUCUGUUUCUAAACAGACACGACUUGAGCAAGCACUCAAGCAGGCAGAGGAAUUCCGAAAUGCUGUGCAUGCUCUCUUGGAGUGGCUUUCUGAGGCAGAGCAGUCACUUAGAUUCCGAGGGGUUCUUCCGGACGAUGUGGAGUCUUUGCAGUCAUUGAUCGAUUUACACAAGGAAUUCAUGAAGAAGGUGGAGGAGAAGCGUGUGGAUGUAAAUAAAGCUGCUGGAAUGGGAGAAGCCAUUCUUGCAGUGUGUCACCCAGACUGUGUGACCACUGUCAAACACUGGAUCACAAUUAUCCGAGCCCGCUUCGAAGAAGUAUUGACAUGGGCAAAACAGCACCAGCAACGAUUAACAACUGCACUGUCAGAGUUGGUCACCAACGCUGAAUUAUUGGAUGAGUUGCUGGCCUGGUUACAGUGGGCUGAAACCACACUAAUACAGAGAGAUCAAGAUUCCAUGCCAAAAGACAUUGAUCAGGUUAAGGCACUCAUCACAGAGCAUCAGUCUUUCAUGGAAGAAAUGACGCGCAAACAACCAGAUGUGGAUAAAGUAACAAAAACAUACAAGCGGAAAGCAGUAGAACCAUCCCACAUGCGAGGAAGAAAACCUCUCAGUCAGAUGACUAGUCCACCUGCACCCACUGCUACCCCAUCACAGACUGAAACAAAGAACCCCCAGAUAAAUCUGCUUUCUGGCAGAUGGCAGCAAGUCUGGUUACUGGCACUGGAGAGACAGCGCAAGCUCCAUGACUGUCUGGACAGGCUGGAGGAAUUGAAAGAGUUUGCCAACUUUGACUUCGAUGUUUGGCGGAAGAAAUAUAUGCGAUGGAUGAACCAUAAGAAAUCUCGCGUGAUGGACUUUUUCCGGAGGAUUGAUAAGGAUCAAGAUGGAAAGAUCACAAGACAAGAGUUCAUUGAUGGAAUCCUGUCCUCAAAGUUCCCCACCAGUAAACUGGAAAUGACUGCUGUUGCUGACAUCUUUGACCGGGAUGGAGAUGGUUACAUUGAUUAUUAUGAAUUUGUGGCUGCACUUCACCCAAAUAAAGAUGCCUACCGACCUGUGACUGAUGCUGACAAAAUUGAGGAUGAGGUAACACGGCAAGUGGCACAAUGUAAAUGUGCAAAACGAUUUCAGGUAGAGCAAAUUGGAGAAAACAAAUACAGAUUCUUCCUUGGAAACCAGUUUGGGGAUUCUCAGCAGUUGCGCCUGGUGCGUAUUCUGCGGAGCACCGUAAUGGUCCGUGUUGGAGGAGGCUGGAUGGCAUUGGAUGAAUUCUUAGUAAAAAAUGAUCCCUGCAGAGCAAGGGGACGAACCAACUUAGAACUGCGGGAGAAAUUUAUCUUGCCAGAAGGUGCCUCUCAGGGUAUGGCUGCCUUCCGAUUGAAGGGACGUAAAUCUAAACCUUCUUCCAGGGCUGCAUCUCCAACCCGAUCCAGCUCCAGUGCCAGCCACAGUAAUCAUAGUUGUACCUCCAUGCCAUCAUCACCUGCAACUCCAGCCAGUGGAAACAGAACCUUCACCCGUUGUUAUGACAAACCUUGGUUGACAAACAGUAAAGCCUGUACUCCCACUAAGUGCCCAGACUCCCAUGUGUUCCAGAUCCCGAGCAUUGAGGUGACACCUACACAGGGUAGUAAACUCAGACGACUAAGCACCCACUCCAGUAAAGCAUCGCUGACUGGAGACAAUGGUAACGCAUCUGCCACUAAAUCCAGCAAAACUGAUUCUAAAAGGACACCAAGUAGGCCAACGAGUCGUGCUGGGAGUCGUGCUGGCAGCAGGGCAAACAGUCGGCGUGGUAGUGACGCUUCAGAUUUUGACCUUUUGGAAACACAAUCAAUGUGUUCGGAUAUUUCUGAAUCCAGCACAGCAGGAUCCCAAGCAAGUUCAAGAAAAAGUUCUACAAAACCUUCAAAAAUCCCAACACCCUCCAAGAAGACCACCCCAAAAAACACAAGCACCAGAAGAUAAUGUAAAUAAUACAGUGGAAUAGUCACUUCCCCCACUCUUUCACGCGCACUCUCACACACGCGCUCUCUCUCUCUCUCUCUCUCUCUCACGCGCUGUCUCUCUCUCUCUCACUCACUCACGCGCUGUCUCACACACACGCAUCCCUUGUUGAAACCACCAGAUGUAUGAUAGUCUACAAAAAAAAUACUUUUGUCACCAUUGUAAAAGAUUAAUUGUGGUCUAAUGCUGCCUUAUCAUUGUACUUUUAUCUGUUUUUGUUUUUGUAAGUUAAAAGUUUUUUCAUGUGAAUAUUUAUGUAGAUAAAACAUCCAUAUUUUGUUCCCAUGACCUCUGUGUCUGAGGGAGGUGAGAAUGCUUUUAAAAAGAAAGGAAAUUUAAAUGUGUUCAUGUUCUAUUGAAGAUUUGAACUACUGCUUUUUUUAAAAAAACAAACUUGCAUUUACAAAACAACCCUUUAAAAGAAAACUUGCUGUGUAAGCAAGACAAAUGCUGCAGUGUUUGUUAGAAAUCACGGAUACCUCACGGAGUAUUUAAAGUGGGAAAAAAAAUGGAGUGAUGUACAGUUUUAAUUAUUUUUAAGAUUGUUCAUUUUUUGCCUGCUGAAAGUUACACAAAUAAUUAUGACAAAAAGUGCACAUGCAAGUUGUAAAAGACGAUUGUUAUCUUGUAAGCAGUAUAAAGGACACUUUAAUAGCAGCUGAUGAUUAUUAUGUGGGCCUCACCAGCAGUUGCUAGUGAGGCCUUUCUCACUUUUUUUAUGCUGCUUUUGUUCAUUUGAACUGACCACUGGGGCUACAUGAGCAGCCGUAUUUAUAUUCUAUUGAUAUCUAGUCUGACCAUGUCGCUGUGUGAAUCUUCAACUGAAAUUGUACCAAUGAGUCAAACAUUCAUUUUUUGUAUUCAAAAGCAAAUGUGCUUUCAGUAACUUAAAAAAAAAAAUUAAGUACUGC